Laccaria bicolor S238N-H82 is the source of this 3186-nucleotide messenger RNA. RefSeq lists its product as uncharacterized. The transcript has 6 exons. The record is from RefSeq and is a predicted model, not a curated record. Bases 1 to 3186 code for a protein of 1061 amino acids. Gene Ontology annotation, molecular function: double-stranded DNA binding; protein binding; transcription coregulator activity. NCBI's taxonomy places the organism in Eukaryota, Fungi, Basidiomycota, Agaricomycetes, Agaricales, Hydnangiaceae. Gene Ontology annotation, biological process: regulation of transcription by RNA polymerase II. Gene Ontology annotation, cellular component: nucleus.
AUGUCUUCGUCGUCGGCCACAGCGGCGGGCUCGCGUUCUCCGUCUCCUUUGACCCCGGAACCAUCUGACUCGCUUGAUCCCGUUGCUAUUCAAAGCGACCUUGACCUCGCCUCCUCGUGGUACCUCUCCAUGCAUCCUACAAAGUCUUCACUCCCUCCUUGGGAAUCAGAUCCUUCGCUCUACCUAACGCCACACAAGUCGGAAGAGAAUCAAAUGCUUUGUUUGGAUGAGUUGAUUGAACAGCAUGCCUACGACGACUCACCCUCUCCUGCAUUUAGUUCUCUCAAUUAUUCGUCUACUUCUCAUCAUUCGAGCGCAAGCCCUGAUAACUCACACUCUCCGCCAGCAGUACACACCUUCCGAACAGGGAACCUGUUGGUUCCGUCGAACAAUGGGCCAGUAUCCUUGACGAAACCAAUCCCCCCACCUGCUUCCCUUCCACGUAGACAGGAUCCAUCAAAUAUCAACCAGAGGGUCGUACACCCUCCAAAAGAGUCAUGUUACAACCUGCCUAUCAAGUUCCCAAGCAUACCAGAAGGAGGGACCAAAUCUCGAGUGGAGACUCAAGUGCGAGUGACCGUUGACCUCGCAGACGCCAGCUCUUCGUCAGACCCAUUCAAGUAUGAUCGAGUGGGUUCAUGGAAAUGGCUGAAGCUGCCUCCUGGAACGGCAACAAAGAAGCGGACAAGGAAGCAGGGAAAAAUAGACCCCGAACCCCAGGAUAUUCUCCAUCUUUCCACAACUAUAACUUGUUCCUCUCCUCCCCAUAAUCAGGUUCUCAGCUGCUCAAGUUGCCAAGCGCGUGAGGCGAAACGAGUCGCGAAGAAACUUGCUGCGCGAGUUCGGCCAGCACGGUCAGAGUCGGACUCUGCCGAACGAGAUUCAAAUAGCAAAUUUUCGAAAAGCAAGCAGUACGAAGACACGACUAGCAUCAUCCAGUUCAAUUGUGCCGAGGUUCUCGACUUUUCAACAGGUUCUGUGGUAUUGCCUCUUCGCAUUACAUGUUACUGUAGACAUCACCGGGAGAAGGUUGGUUUCAAUGUCCACUUCACUAUGAUGGAUCACAUCGGACGUAUCGUCGGUUCCGGGUCCUCAAGGCCCAUCAUGAUCACAGACGACCACAAAACAUCGAGUUCGGCUAACACUCGCCCAGGGGAACUGAUCAGCAGCUUCUUGGGCGUGGAAAAUUCUGAGUGGUCUCAAGUGGGUGUAACCUCGCAGGAUGCUUCGAUGAUCGAUGCUGCCGCUCCUUCAAGAAGAAAGAAGGACGCCUCGUCCACCAGCAACGGAAGAAAGCGGCUGAAACCUUACGAUUCCUUGGUCAAGCCCAAUCGAGUUUUGCGGGAAGGAAGCAUAUCAAGUGCUCCUUCACCUAACACUUCCUAUUCUCCCUUACCCACGACUAGAUCACCCACUCCUUCUGCCCUUCACAAUAUCUUUUCCUCGGAUGGCGGUUUGUCGGCACAUCCACCUCCAUUGGUAUAUCCAGGUCAAAGCUCCGACGCCUCCUCGCCAGAUACUCUUGCUACGCCUCUUGACCAUAACCCUGACGUGUUAAUGCCAGAAGCUUCUCGACCAGUUCCUCAUGCUCCACCACCUCACUCUUUACCCUUGCACAUACCCCCUAUGAUGAUGUCCACCCAAUCACACGCCAUGCCCUACAUGUUCUUUGAUCGAAAUCAGCAGCCGAUGCAGAUGCAGAUACCUACGAUUCACCGCUUAGUCCCUAAUAUGGGUCCUACACAUGGCGGCACUGAGGUUACAGUUCUUGGUGCAAAUUUCCACCCGUCAAUUCAACUCAACUGUAUUUUUGGUGAUGCGGUAGCAAGCUCAACCCAAAGAUGGAGCGAUAACACGCUAGUCUGUGUGCUUCCACCUCGAGCGAUGCCAGGUGUGGUUGCUGUAUGGUUCGAUGGAUUCCCAAAGACCGACGACCAGCCCAACUCGCCGCCAUCUCUGUUCACAUACUCUGACGAAUCAGACAGGGCACUUAUGGAGCUAGCUUUGCAAGUUGUUGGAUUAAAAAUGACUGGCAAGAUUGAGGACGCGAAGAAUGUCGCCAUGAGAAUUGUUGGUACUGCCGGAAGCGAAGGUGGUGACACACAGGGGGAUAACAGUAACAUGAUGCAGCUGGCUUCUACAGUUUCUUCGACUCGGGAUCUUCGACCAAUCCUUUUCCGACAGGGAGGUGAAUCUGACAACUUUGAAAAACUUAUUGUCGAUUUCCUUGCGAUUCUGGACACUCCUAUGGGCUCAUCUGCGCCUGAGUCCAUUUCAACUCGCGACGCUAUAUCGUAUGCAUCACAAAGUGGGCAAACCCUGCUUCAUCUGUCCACGUUGCUGGGAUUUUCAACCUUGUUGAGAUUUUUGAUCGGUCACGGAAUUGAUCUGGAUGCUCGCGACCGCAAUGGAUUUACCGCAUUGCACUUUGCAGGUAUUUCUCAAUCCAAGGAUUGUGCAAAUAUUCUGAUAGAAGCUGGGGCUGAUGCGGAAAUUGUAAAUGCGCUUGGGAAGACGCCCAAGGAAGUCUCCGUCCCUGGCUUUUUCGAUGACAUCAAUCCCACGAUUAUGCUGCUGGACAGCGAUUCCGAUCAUUACGACGACGACGAAGAAGCCGAUUGGGGGGAUGCGGAAGAAGAUGCAGAUUUGCAGGUUCAUAGGGGCUUGUUGAAACGCAGUUCAAAUCGCACCCUUCGAAGGAUGGCUGCACCCUCUGGAAGGGCAACCCCACGACGUUCCGUGAACGUCUCGCGAGCUCCCACGCCUCCCCCAACGGCUACGAUGUUGGACAAGGUAAUCAGGGGAGAUGAGAAGGCCAAGAGGGCAUCUGAAACAGUCAAUGACAAGCAGGCCGCUUCCUUUAUGGAAAAAAUGAUUCAGAAGACGCUUGCGCAAUUCCCUGCACCUCAAGGCAUAAUUCCGAACAUUCCCCAGCUCCCUUUGCCUCACUUACCUAAUCUCAAUGGUCUACCUGGUAUGCCAUGGGGUGCUUUGCCUCAAAUCCCCAUGGUUUUCCCGGUGUUCAUCCCGAUGAUGCCUGGAUGGCCGUCUUUCUUUGGUGGCGAAAACGUGGCUGCCGAUGGUCACAAGGGAGAAGAAGACGCGGGAAGUUUGUGGGAGCAGGUGCCAUUAGAGCAGCGCAAGAAUGGCGCGCGACUUGGGAGAAGUGGGUUGCAUUGGCUGUAG